AUGGCGUCCGCGGGUCUCCAGCUCCUGGCUUUCGUCCUGGCUCUAUCUGGGGUGUCUGGAGUGCUCACGGCCACUCUGCUGCCCAACUGGAAGGUGAACGUGGAUUCGGGCUCCAACAUCAUCACGGCUGUCGUGCAGCUGCAGGGGCUGUGGAUGGACUGCACGUGGUACAGCACCGGGAUGUUCAGCUGCACCCUCAAGUACUCCAUUCUGUCCCUCCCCAUCCACGUGCAGGCCGCACGGGCCACCAUGGUCCUGGCCUGUGUCCUGUCCGCGUUGGGGAUCUGCACUUCCACAGUGGGGAUGAAAUGCACUCGCUUAGGAGGGGACGGAGACACAAAGAGCCACGCUUCUUUUGCCGGAGGAGUCUGCUUCAUGGCUGCAGGGGUCUCUGGUUUAAUCCCAACCGUGUGGUACACAAAGGAGAUCAUAGCAAACUUCCUGGACCUGACGGUUCCAGAAAGCAACAAACAUGAGCCCGGAGGAGCCGUCUACCUCGGAUUCAUUUCGGCCGCGCUGUUGUUCGUCUCCGGCAUGAUUUUCUGCACUUCCUGUAUGAAAAAGGCUCCGGAAGCUUGGCUCUUUGCAGCCAAGCAGCGGCAUACCUCCGCCAUGCAGCCAGAGGGCAGCUCCGCGUACAACCUCAAAGAUUACGUGUAA
Prionailurus viverrinus (fishing cat) is the source of this 660-nucleotide messenger RNA. It is a transcript of the gene CLDN20, whose product is annotated as claudin 20. Gene Ontology annotation, biological process: cell adhesion; bicellular tight junction assembly. The record is from RefSeq and is a predicted model, not a curated record. Gene Ontology annotation, cellular component: plasma membrane; bicellular tight junction. Gene Ontology annotation, molecular function: structural molecule activity. The coding region runs from base 1 to 660 and encodes 219 amino acids. The transcript has a single exon. Lineage: Eukaryota; Metazoa; Chordata; Mammalia; Carnivora; Felidae.